AGAUAUAUAUAUGUCGAGGUAGAAGAGAGACCGUAGAUCUAGAAGCUAUAUUCUCACGGUUGUGUCUUAGCAGUAAGGCUAGCGUGCGACAAAGCCACUACUAGGUAAAUCCAUUGUGUUGGGUGAGACCAAUGUUACCAUCAUCUUAUACGCACAUAGCCCCCAAUAACUACCUAACCAACAAAAUCUCAGCUGACAUAAAUAGCAAAGCUGGGUGCCCAAGAAGUGCAACAAUUGCACAGCACCGGCCACCCCAGCAUUGUCAGCCCUAACAAAUAGAGAACCUUAACUCUCAAAAGGUGAGCAGUCAUAAAGUCAAUAAGGCUCGCCCCAUCGAGUGAGUAUGUUAGUUUCCUUUCUCUCUCGGGUUUUCGUUUUCUCGAUCCCAAGUUACCCUCCAUCACCUUCAACAAUACCACCAGAGGAAAUCAUAAAAACAGAAUGUCAAGAUUGUCGCUUGCCCUCAAAGUUGCCGUAGGCCUGCUUAUGGUCGAUUCGAUCAUCGAAUUAGCAUUUGUCAGUAGCAUGGUCGCAUGGUUACAUCGGACAGCUAGUAAGGGGUUCUCAUUCAACUAUGGCGGCUCAACAUAUCAUCUGGCCGGCGAUCCAGUUCAUAUAAUGACUGACCAAGGGCAUACGAGUAACGGCGCCGCUGGAACUGCCUUCGUUCUCAUCGGGCUGGGCGGCAUACUCGCAUUCUUGCUCCGGUCCUGGUCUCAGAAUAAAUAUGGCGAGCUGGGAACCUUCGCACGAUUUAUAUACUACCUUUGGGUAUCGCUAAACAUUCCGGCACUCCUCCUCACUACUGGGGCACUCGCCUAUGUGUUCGCAGUUACAAACGCGCACGAGGGGCAAAGCAUUGACGUCCCCUUAGCUACCACUUUGGAUAGUAGCAAGUACCCAUUGGAGUUCUGGACGCCACAGAAUUGGUUCUCGGCUGUGCUUCAGCUAGACCUAGUCGACGCAAGAGACGAUAUAGAAAGUCACGUACGCGUGAUGAGGGGGUGGCAGUACAACUUGAUUCCGAUGUUCAUCGUUCAGCUUGGCGUUACUAUUCUUGCGGUAUGGAAAUUCAUCGGCUGGCGACGGCAAGAGGUCUUUAAUCGCGGGGAGAAGUAGUACAAGAGGGUAUUAGGUAUCCGCAAAUUACCUAGUUAAAUGUCUUUCGUGUUUGGAAUUCAGGUAUGGUGGAGAAAUCUGGCAAAAUAUCGUUGUGCUUCUGUUGAAAUAAAGGGGGAUACUCUCGGGUAUAAAUUCGGCUUGUUCGUCUAAUAAGAGACUAGCUAUA
This is a messenger RNA of Daldinia decipiens, 1288 nucleotides long. RefSeq lists its product as uncharacterized. The record is from RefSeq and is a predicted model, not a curated record. The transcript has a single exon. The coding region runs from base 442 to 1119 and encodes 225 amino acids. Lineage: Eukaryota; Fungi; Ascomycota; Sordariomycetes; Xylariales; Hypoxylaceae.